This is a messenger RNA of Cylindrotheca closterium, 567 nucleotides long. NCBI's taxonomy places the organism in Eukaryota, Bacillariophyta, Bacillariophyceae, Bacillariales, Bacillariaceae. The record is from the annotation of a GenBank genome assembly.
AUGGCAAACAGCAAAAGAGUAACCAUCAACCCAACUGUCGAGGUUCACCACGUCUUGAGCAUUCACGACUAUACCGCCAGCGAAAUCAGUGCAGCUUGGUACAAUGAACAUGAAAUGGACAAAAUUGCCCAACGAUGUUUCAAGAUUCUAAGCAAGGUCCAGAGUGUCAAAUCCAACAGCGGCCAAAAGUACAACAUCCGAGGCUUGGAAAGUCACACAACUUUGGGAUCUAUCAGUAAACAAAACAACAGAUCAGCGGCAUACGAAGUAGUAUUCGACGAGCAACAAAGACAAUACGAGAACGAAGAAAGUGACGUUCAAGCCAUCUCCGAUGCCUAUCAACGCACAACUUCGAGUUCUCAAAUAUGGGCUCAAGUUGUCGGCCGCCGUGAUGAAAAGGCGGUCGAAGCAUACCUAUACGAAGAGGAAGAGGAGGAAACCACUGUGUUUCUAGCCACACCGGCUGAACUCAAAGUCACUGAUUCCAAAAUUCUGAGCCCUGUCAGAAUACGGAGAAGACUUUCUGGCAACACAGAUGCACUUUCACCAAUGCCGCGAGCAGCCUGA